GUCAAUCAAUGAUGUAAAUAGUUUUGAUUUGUUAGAAAUUUCUUGAUUAUCCUCUAUAGAAUUAUUCACUUAAUUUUGUUCCAUCAUAAUCCAUUAUUGACCAUAUUUCAAAUUUUCCUUUGUUAAUUAAUGUGCUGGACCUAUGCGUUGACGUUUGAUAUCUGCAUAUGCGUACAAUACAAUCUUCAGAAAUUCUACAAUGGAAGUUCUUGAAAAUAGCAGUCAUUUAAAAGAUCCUGAAAAUCAAAAUCCUGCAAGUAACUUUGGCUGCCGUUUGCCUCGAGAUUUGAAUCCCGGAACUGCAGCCAUUGCUCGAAGCAAAGCAGAGACAGACAUUGGGCGUUUGGUCGCAUGCAAAGCCCAACUAUCAUCGGAAGUCAUCAGGUGGAAAACGGAGAGCCUCAAACUCCAAAAAGAGCGUGAUGCAGCCCGGCAGAAAGUGCGAGAGUUAGAUCAGAAUGUUUUACGACUGUCACAAAAAGCAAAAGAAUUAGAAACUCAGUUGCUUUUGUCAGAGCAGGAAAAAAUCCAACUCCGUACAAAAAGCCUCAUUGCCGGAGACUGCAAUGCGCAUUUGAUACAGAAACUUUCUCAGAAUUUUGAAAAAUAUCAUUCCUUUCCGUGGACAGAUACUCCAGCUGCAAGUCACAAUGUUCCUAGCACACUUUAUUCCAGUUGCAAAAAAUCUCAGGAAGUACCGUUAGAAGAUUGGAAGCAAGUGUCUCACAAAAUAAUGGAGAAGAUGAAACAGGAAAUGAAGGAGCUUCAGGAGUUGGGGAGUCAUUGUUCUGCACAAGACAAGGACAGUGCUGCAGAAGUCGAGGGAAGAACUGAUAUUGCUUCUGAUGAAGAGCUGGAGGAAACCGUUUCAAACUUGCUUUCUGAUGCUUCAACUUUGAAACACUGUCUCCUUGAUCAGCAGAAUAGGCUGAAACGUCUCUUUAAUUCUUGUACUUCAAGUAACAUUGUGCGAGAAGAUUUCAAUGUCAGAUCAGAUAGCAAAAGUGUUGAAGCUUCUAGAAAUAAGCCUUUGAGUCCAAAAUGCAAACCUCCUACAAAUUUUUCAAGACCCUCCGAUGACAGUUUUCGAGACUACUUUACAAAGCAGCUUGAAGGAUUGCAUGAAGUUGACAAAAUGACAAAAGCAAUGCAAAUUUUCCUGCAGACAGAAGAAACUCGUUCGAGAGAGAACAAAACAAACAUUCCCGAAUCAAAGAGUUCAGGAUCGAACAUUCCUCGUCUUUCAGAUACCGUAACUGGUUUUCUUGAAGAUCGCGUUUGUCCUAUCUGUGAGGCACCAUUUGCUGCCAACAUUCUUCAGAAAGAUUUUGAAGAACAUGUAUUAGAUCAUUUAGAAGCAGAAAGUGCUUCUCUACUUGAUCAGUAUGUUGUUUUAUAGGUUUUAACAUUUAUAUUUUAAUGGAGUUUUGGAUGUUGUAUGUAA
Molecule: messenger RNA, 1444 nt
Organism: Uloborus diversus
Lineage: Eukaryota; Metazoa; Arthropoda; Arachnida; Araneae; Uloboridae
Exons: 3
Coding region: 200-1399 (399 amino acids)
Source: RefSeq, a predicted model, not a curated record